UCUUAUACUCCAAUAAUUGUCGACAACCACAAAGGAUGCUUGCGGACAAAGUAGCUGCAGCUGGAUUUUAUACCGUAGUUCCAGAUUUCUUUCGUGGAGAUCCAUUCAAAGAUGGGGACUCUCUGCAGAUUUGGUUUAAACAUCAUGGAUAUGAUCAAGGCUUUAAAGAUGCAAAAGCCAUUGUCAAAGCUAUAGAAAGAAAUGGCAUAAGCAAGAUUGGAGUUGCAGGUUUUUGUUGGGGAGGUAAGGUCAACGUGGAACUCAUGGAGCGUGCCUAUAUCGAAGCCGGGGUACUACUGCAUCCUUCAAAUGUAACUGUACCAGAUAUUCGGGGAGUUAGGGUUCCAAUUUCAAUUCUUGGAGCUGGGAUUGACGAGGUUACUCCACCAGAGCUUGUGAGAAAAUUUGAAGCUGUCUUAAAGAAAAAGCCCGAGGUUGAUAGCUUUGUGAAGAUAUUUCCCGGAGUUCAACAUGGGUGGACUACAAGGUACAACGAUGACGAUAAAUUAGCUGUGAAGAGAGCAGAAGAGGCUCACAAUGCCAUGUUGCAUUGGUUUAUUAAGCAUCUCAAAUAAAUCCAUCCGCAAACUUUCUUACUUCAUUUAUUUAAAUAAGUUUUCCAACUCGUUGGAAAACGAAAAAAACACAUUGUCAAAUGAAUAAUUUGUCUUGAUCAAACUCAUUGCAACCUAAGUU
Messenger RNA from Sesamum indicum (sesame), 696 nucleotides. RefSeq names its product endo-1,3;1,4-beta-D-glucanase-like. Gene Ontology annotation, molecular function: hydrolase activity. The record is from RefSeq and is a predicted model, not a curated record. NCBI's taxonomy places the organism in Eukaryota, Viridiplantae, Streptophyta, Magnoliopsida, Lamiales, Pedaliaceae.